AAAGAUGUUCGUUGGUGGCCUGAGCUGGGAUACCAGCAAAAAAGAUUUAAAGGACUAUUUUACUAAGUUUGGAGAGGUCGUUGACUGUACAAUAAAAAUGGAUCCCAACACUGGACGGUCAAGAGGGUUUGGGUUUAUUCUCUUCAAAGACGCAGCCAGUGUGGAGAAGGUCCUAGACCAGAAAGAGCACAGGCUGGAUGGCCGUGUCAUUGACCCUAAAAAGGCCAUGGCUAUGAAGAAGGACCCAGUGAAGAAAAUCUUUGUGGGGGGUUUGAAUCCUGAAGCCACUGAGGAAAAGAUCAGGGAGUACUUUGGCGAGUUUGGGGAGAUUGAAGCCAUUGAGCUUCCAAUGGAUCCAAAGUUGAACAAAAGACGAGGUUUUGUUUUUAUCACCUUUAAAGAAGAAGAACCUGUGAAGAAGGUUCUGGAGAAAAAGUUCCACACUAUCAGUGGAAGCAAGUGUGAAAUCAAGGUGGCCCAACCCAAAGAGGUCUAUCAGCAGCAGCAGUAUGGUUCUGGGGGCCGUGGAAACCGUAACCGAGGAAACCGAGGCAGUGGUGGUGGAGGUGGAGGUCAGAGUCAGAGUUGGAAUCAGGGCUACGGCAACUACUGGAACCAGGGCUACGGCUACCAGCAGGGCUACGGGCCCAGCUAUGGCGGCUACGACUACUCGCCCUAUGGCUAUUACGGCUACGGCUACGACUACAGUCAGGGUAGUGCAAAUUACGGGAAGAGCCAGCGACGCGGUGGCCAUCAGAAUAACUACAAGCCGUACUGAGGUGGCGCAGGAGCGACUGGCUGACCUCCCGGCACAGCUGUGUUUGGAUAUGGAGUGAACACAAUUAUGUACCAAAUUUAACUUGGCAAACUUUCUAUGGCCUGUCCCAUGUGCAUCUUAUUUAAAAUUUCCCCCUGGAAAUCACUCUCCUGUUAUUACUGUUUCCAGAGCUCUAGUUGUUCAGGCAGCGUGUGGCGUCUCAGGCCAGGGCAGCACUGUGGGCUGGUUUUACUAGCGGGAUGCCCAGCACCGGGGGAGGGUCUGAUUCCUGUUCCUGCUCUGCAGCCUGGACCUGCGGACCCUGGUUGUAAAGAGUAAACCGUAUCCUAGGAAACCAGUGUCACUUUUCACCUUUUAAUUUUAUAUUAUUUGUGUCAUACAUUUCCUGUAACGGAAGUGUUAAUUUUACUGUACUUUUUGGUACCUUUUGGGAAUCUAAUGUAUUGUAAGGUAUUUUACACGUGUCCUGAUUUUGCCACGACCUGGAUAUUGAAGCUAUCCAAGCUUUUGAAAUAAAAAUUUAAAAACCCCCAA
This is a messenger RNA of Tupaia belangeri chinensis (Chinese tree shrew), 1312 nucleotides long. It is a transcript of the gene HNRNPAB, whose product is annotated as heterogeneous nuclear ribonucleoprotein A/B. The record is from RefSeq and is a predicted model, not a curated record. Gene Ontology annotation, cellular component: chromatin; nucleoplasm. Gene Ontology annotation, biological process: regulation of gene expression. Gene Ontology annotation, molecular function: RNA binding. Lineage: Eukaryota; Metazoa; Chordata; Mammalia; Scandentia; Tupaiidae.